Ectocarpus sp. CCAP 1310/34 is the source of this 489-nucleotide messenger RNA. The record is from the annotation of a GenBank genome assembly. NCBI's taxonomy places the organism in Eukaryota, Phaeophyceae, Ectocarpales, Ectocarpaceae.
AUGCGAACUUGGAUGAUGUCGUUUGCCCUACGGUCAUCGGUGUUCGCAUAUCCUGAUGGGGCCCUCGCCGUGUGGCUCAUGCUGGCCUGUCGCUUCGAGGGGGCCACCAACUAGGUUGAUGGCGUAACGAUUGUCCUAGUACGUGAACUCGGCUGCGGGUGUCUCUCUCUGUAAUGUUCUGAGCAUCAAGGGCCACGGCUCCAAGUACGUCCCGCGUCGUUAACGUUGCGCAUGGCGUAUCUCGAUUCUACGAAAGGCUCAAUUUUUCGUCUCGAGCGUUCGGCGGCGCGUUCACCCAGAUGUUUGCCCUCAAACAUUUGUCGAGAAUAAGCAAGCCAAUGAAUCUAGACUACAGGACAGAGUCCGCUUUUCUUCUCUCUGUUGAACAAGUGUUGCGCCAUCACCCUGCAUGAUUUUAAGCUGUGCAUCGACCCGAACACACCUACUGUUAGCGCCCGCACUCCCACCUCUAGUUUUUGCCGCGGCUGG